This is a messenger RNA of Medicago truncatula (barrel medic), 1806 nucleotides long. Its product is annotated as G2/mitotic-specific cyclin S13-7. The transcript is spliced from 9 exons. Lineage: Eukaryota; Viridiplantae; Streptophyta; Magnoliopsida; Fabales; Fabaceae. The record is from RefSeq and is a predicted model, not a curated record. Gene Ontology annotation, molecular function: cyclin-dependent protein serine/threonine kinase regulator activity. Gene Ontology annotation, biological process: mitotic cell cycle phase transition. The coding region runs from base 290 to 1555 and encodes 421 amino acids.
UAAAACAAACCCAAACGUUGCAAUCACGAAACAGAACACACACACUCUCGAAAAUCAUCAUCGUUAUUGUUACAGAGAACAAACAAGAAAUCUUUGUGGGUGUGUGUUAAGGUUACAAAAGUUGAUUGCGUUGUUGAGGGUGGCGACUACAGACGAAGAAAGAGGAGGAGGGGAAGGAGGAGAAGGUGAGACGAGGAACAGUAGAAUUCACGUGUUUCUUUCGUCGAUCUUCUCUAGUCUUGGUGGUGUUUUUGGAUCUAAUCUUCAAGAAUCUGAUAAUAUUUCUGCUAUGGCUUCUAGAGCUGUCAUUGCUCCAACCGAACAAAACCAACCCAGAGGUGAGAAUAAGCAGAAGAAUAUGGGGGUUGAAGGAAGAAACAGAAAAGUACUUCAAGAUAUCCAAAAUCUUGUGAUCAACCCAGCAGAUCUUGGUGCUAAUGCUAAUGUCACCAAACGCCUCACAAGGGCUCAGUUAGCGGCUCUUGCUCAAGCCGCAGCCGAGAAGAACAAGAACUUUGUUCCUGCAACAAGGGUGGAACAAGCUCAGAAGCCUGCAGAAUCUGAAGUUAUUGUCAUCAGCUCUGAUGAAGAAUCUGAGGAAGUGAAGGAGAAACAAGCUGUUAGAGAAAGAAAAAUUAGAGAAAGAUCCACCAAGAAAAUUGUCAAGACCUUUAGUUCAGUGCUUUCAGCUAGAAGCAAGGCUGCUUGUAGAGUUGUGCCCAAGGAUUUUGUUGAGAACAUUGAUGCAUCUGAUAAGGAAAAUGAAUUGGCUGCAACUGAGUAUAUUGAUGACAUCUACAAGUAUUACAAACUUUCUGAAGAUGAUGUUCGUGUGCAUGAUUACAUGGCUUCUCAGCCAGAUAUAAAUGUUAAGAUGAGAGCAAUUCUUAUUGACUGGUUGAUUGAAGUGCAUAGGAAAUUUGAACUCAUGCCGGAAACGUUCUAUCUGACUCUCAACAUUGUUGACCGAUUCUUGUCCACAAAGGCUGUACCUAGAAAGGAACUUCAGCUUGUUGGCAUAAGCUCAAUGCUUAUUGCAUCAAAGUAUGAAGAGAUUUGGGCACCAGAGGUCAAUGAUUUUGUAUGCAUAUCAGACAAUGCAUAUGUUAGAGAACAGGUUCUGGUUAUGGAGAAAACAAUCUUGAGAAAUCUUGAAUGGUAUUUGACAGUUCCUACUCCUUAUGUCUUUCUGGUUCGGUACAUCAAAGCCUCAACCCCCUCUGACAAAGAGAUGGAAAGUAUGGUGAAUUUCCUUGCUGAACUUUCUAUGAUGCAUUAUGCUACUGUAUCCUCGUACUGCCCUUCAAUGAUUGCUGCUUCUGCUGUAUACGCGGCAAGAUCAACUCUUGAGAGGAGCCCUUUUUGGACUGAUACUCUGAAGCACUACACAGGCUACUCUGAGGAACAACUAAGGGAUUGUGCCAAACUCAUGGCGAGCUUUCAUUCUGCUGCUCCAGAGAGUAGGCUAAGGGCAAUUUACAAGAAGUUCUGUAGCUCUGAUCGUUGUGCUGUUGCUCUUAUGACUCCAGCCAAAAAUUUGUCUUCAGAAUCUUGAUUAGAUUCUAGUUUAGGGUUGUCUUUUGGAUGAUUGUAUCUACUAUAUCGGUAUACAAUGAUUUAGCUAUUGACUUUUGAAACUUAUGCCUGGUUUCAUUUAGGAGUGAUCAUUAUUAUCAUGAUCCAUUUUGCUGUUUUUUUUAAGUGUGUUACAAAGUUUGGAACAAUCUUAGAGAAUCAUGACCCUGCCUCACAGGUUGAUUCUUUUUGUAGUUAUAUGAUUGAAUGGAAUUUUAAUAUUUGCAAAUU